AUGGCGCUCAACGGCCCGGGCGUCUAUCACCGCACCCGAGAGCAUGAGCAAGAAGACGCCUCAGACAUCACCAAGAACAUCCUCGCCGAAUCAUGGAAAUCAUGGCCCAACGAAGCCGCUUUUGAUCGUCUAGAAGAACAUCGUGGUCCUCUCCGUCUGACUCUCAAAGGCACCAUCCCCUCAUGGGCUGCUGGUUCUCUCUACCGCACUGGUCCUGGCCAAAGUCGCGUUGAAGACACAGCGCGCGGCACACACUUCACAACUCAUUGGUUCGACGGCUUUGCACAGACUCAUCGCUUUGAUAUCAUUCCUUCUGAAGAUGGCGAGACACAAGUGUGGUACUCAUCAAGACGACAGGCCGAUGAGUGGAUUGCCGAUGUGAAGAAGAAAGGAUGGCGAUCAGGAAUGACGUUUGGACAGAAAGCUGAUCCUUGUGUCGGGAUCUUUGCAAAGGUCAUGACUGUCUUUGAACCAAAGUUGGGGAAUCAUAAUGUUGCGCUUUUGGCCAACGUUCCUGGUGUACCGAAGGAUGAGGAGACAGAGGUAUCGAAUGGAGUGCCGGGACCUCUUGGGCAUCGUGUGAACACGAGCAAUCUGUUUGUUUCUACAGACUACACUGGAAUACGUCGCAUCGACCCUUCAACGCUCCAACCCCUGGCCGAGACCACGCAGUACGAUCUACACCCCUCUCUCAGCGGUCCCUGUUCUUGUUCACACGCCCAACGCGACCCCGACUCAGGAGACCUUUUCAACUUCAACCUUGCAUUCGGCCGAGUUCCCACAUAUCGAAUCUUCAGAGUCGACACUGCUUCAGGAGAAACAGAGGUACUCGCUACCAUCUCCGAUCUCAACGUUCCACCGGCCUACAUGCACAGUUUCUUCCUCACAGAAAACCACGUUGUGAUAUGCAUACCUGCAUCACACUAUGCAUGGAGAGGAUUGAAGACGCAAUGGGAGGGAAACAUUAUUGACUCAAUGAAACCGUUCGAUAAAGAGAGGAAAUGCAAGUGGCUAGUUGUCGAUCGCCGGCACGGAAAGGGGCUUGUCGCUACCUUUUCAACGCCCGCUGCUUUCUUCUUCCAUAGCAUCAAUGCAUUUGAGAAGAACAUUGAAGAUGAAGAUGGUACUGAGCAGACAGAUCUGUUUUUUGAUUUGGCCAAGUAUAACAAUAUGGAUAUUAUCAAGGGCUUUUACUACGAUGUUCUCAUGGAUCGCGACGACGCUACGAAGAAAUACUGGUUCAAGAAUGACCGGUACAAGAAUUGUGCACCAACUCUCACAAGAUACCGUUUCAGACUUCCCUCGGCACCAACACCAGACACAACAUUCUCCGCCAGCGCAGAACAAGUCCUUGCCAUUCCUAGUCCACACGCCGGCGAGCUCCCAACUAUUCACCCCCUUCGCAACGGCAAACCCUAUCGCUACGUCUACAGCGCCUCACUGCGCGGCCUAACAACCUCAGUUGAUGCUCUGGUAAAGACCGACUUAGAUACCAGUGAAGCAUUCAUAUGGACAGGACCUGAAGGACAUACCCCUGGCGAGCCAGUCUUUGUGCCAAGGCCUGGAGCAGAGGCAGAAGAUGAUGGGAUUGUUUUCAGUCUGGUCGUCGAUGGAGUUAAUGAGAAGGCAUAUAUACUGUGCUUAAAUGGAAAGACUAUGGAGGAGCUGGGGAGGGCAGAGGCUGAUUUUGCGAUUGGACAGGGAUUCCAUGGCAUUCAUUUGCCAGCUGCUUAA
This is a messenger RNA of Fusarium fujikuroi IMI 58289, 1734 nucleotides long. RefSeq names its product related to beta-carotene 15,15`-dioxygenase. The transcript has 2 exons. Gene Ontology annotation, molecular function: carotenoid dioxygenase activity. NCBI's taxonomy places the organism in Eukaryota, Fungi, Ascomycota, Sordariomycetes, Hypocreales, Nectriaceae. Gene Ontology annotation, biological process: carotene catabolic process. The record is from RefSeq and is a predicted model, not a curated record. Bases 1 to 1734 code for a protein of 577 amino acids.